GUUGAAGGUCCGAUCGGUUUGAGAUCUUGGGAUCUGGACAAGAAUCUUGCUUUGGACUGUUGGAAGAUUUGCACUUGUUUUUCUCGGGAUUUUGCUUUCUUUGUGUUGGUUGUCUUUGGUUUUUGUGGUUACAUACGCUAGAAAACUAACACUAACACCCUCUCAGCUACCCCAAGAUCAACCUCACCUGUCCUUCCAGUCCUAGCAAUCCUGUUCCCUAUACUAGCCCCCACUGCUCUACAUCAAGUCACAAGACGUGAAGGAACGACUUUACGAGGAACGACAAUUCAACUGGACGUUCUGGGCCCAACGAGGCUAUACGUCCUACACCACAAGUAACCACAAGUAAGUAAGUUGUGGUGUGGGUGUGUGCCGUGUUUUUGACACAGGUUAUAUUGUUUUCUUCUAUGUUUAUCGCUCGGCAGUGUCCAAAAUUAUUCAAUCUAUCAUGUUAACACCGCAAGAAUAUUGAUCACGGCUUUGGCCUUUUGGAUAAGAAGAUCCAGAUGGUACGAGUCAGCGGGGUGUGCUGGUCCACAGCACGCCGAGUCGUUGUCACCGGUCUGGGGCUUGUCACACCACUCGGCUGCGGCUCGCAACAUGUCUGGGACAGGCUGUGUCGCGGUGAUGUCGGCAUUGUGCGGCUUGCCGGCCCCGAGUUCGCGGGUCUGCCCAGUCGGGUGGCCGGCCUGGUGCCCGAGGGCUCGGCGGCCGGCCAGCUGAACCUCGCCGACCAUUUCGCCGCCUCGGAGCGCCGCUCGCUCAGUCGCGCCACCUGUCUGGCGGUGGUGGCAGCGGAGGAGGCCGCUCGCAGCGCCGGCUGGCGGCCGCGCACCGAAACCGAACAGGAGCGGACGGCUGUGUGCAUCGGUAUGGCCUCCCCGGACCUGGAGGACAUCGCCGCCUCGGCGCGCCGGCUGCAGGAGCGCGGUGCGCGCGGCGUGUCGCCCCAUUUCGCGGCCCGAAUUCUGCACAACAUGCCGGCCGGGCUGGUGGCCAUCCGUCUGCGGUGCCGCGGCCCCAACCACGCCGCCUCCACCGCCUGCGCCACCGGCGCGCACGCCAUCGGUGACGCGCUGCGCCUACUGCGUGCCGGCGCCGCCGACGCGGCCUUCUGCGGCGCCGCUGACGCCGGCGUCUCGCCGCUCGCCGUGGCCGGCUUCUCGCAGAUGCGCGCGCUGAGCGUGCGCUCCAACGCUGCGCCGGCAGAGGCGUCGCGGCCGUUUGACGCGGCGCGCGACGGCUUUGUGAUGGCGGAGGGCGCCGGUGUGCUGCUGCUGGAGACGCUGGAGCACGCGCGCCGCCGCGGCGGCCGGCCCAUCGCCGAGCUGCUCGGCUGUGGCCUCUCCGGCGACGCGCGACACGUGACGGCGCCCUGCGAGGACGGCGACGGAGCGCGCCGCGCCAUGGCCGCCGCCAUGCGUGACGCUGGCGUCUCGCCGGGGGACGUGACGCACGUGAACGCGCACGCCACCGGCACGCCGCUGGGCGACCGCGCCGAGCUGGGCGCCGUGGCCGCGCUGCUGGCCGGCUCGCAGCCGCUGGUCACCUCGUGCAAAGGCUCGCUGGGCCACCUGCUGGCGGCGGCCGGCGCCGUGGAGGCCGCUGCCACGGCGCUCUCGUGCCGCCACGGCCUGGUGCCGCCAACAGCCAACCUCGCCCACCCGGAGCCGGUGGACGGAGUGCGGCUGGUGGUGCCGCCACGCGCGGCUCACUGGCGAACCGCCGGCCGCCGGGUGGCGCUCAAAAACUCAUUCGGAUUCGGUGGGACCAACACUAGCCUCUGCUUUGCCGAGUUUGUCGAGUGACUCGGCGUUGUUUGGGACAGCAACUGUGCUUUCCAAUCUGUCCUGACCUCCCUCUAAUAGUGGUUAGCUGGGCAGGAUAUGGCGUGCAUUGUGUAAUGAUAAGGUCAUGCUGUGACGCUGGUCGGUGCCCGGUGAAUUGCGCAAUGUGCAACGCCCACAAGCUGCCUUUGUGAAAACAGCGAGUGUGGCCGUUACGUAAUAUUAUAUUGUGUUUGACCGCAUGCGUAGAUUGGUUAACCACUUGUCAGUGAUAUUCUGAUCAAUUGUCCUGUUGGAAUAUUCGUUAGGUAUGCUGUAGAAGAUCCGCCGGCCCGAGCUUUAUCAAACAAUUUUGAUACUAAGAACGCAUCAAUGCUAAUACUGGCUGAAUGAUGAGAAUACCUGCAAUGCCAGUUAAUGUGAUAUAAAGGAGGAAAUGAUUUCACAAAAUAGACUCUUGAAAAGCA
Amphibalanus amphitrite is the source of this 2254-nucleotide messenger RNA. RefSeq names its product 3-oxoacyl-[acyl-carrier-protein] synthase, mitochondrial-like. The record is from RefSeq and is a predicted model, not a curated record. The transcript is spliced from 5 exons. Gene Ontology annotation, biological process: fatty acid biosynthetic process. Bases 507 to 1808 code for a protein of 433 amino acids. Gene Ontology annotation, molecular function: 3-oxoacyl-[acyl-carrier-protein] synthase activity. Lineage: Eukaryota; Metazoa; Arthropoda; Thecostraca; Balanomorpha; Balanidae.